This is a messenger RNA of Sitodiplosis mosellana (orange wheat blossom midge), 2683 nucleotides long. It is a transcript of the gene Cp110, whose product is annotated as centriolar coiled-coil protein of 110 kDa. The transcript has 3 exons. Gene Ontology annotation, molecular function: protein binding. The record is from RefSeq and is a predicted model, not a curated record. NCBI's taxonomy places the organism in Eukaryota, Metazoa, Arthropoda, Insecta, Diptera, Cecidomyiidae. The coding region runs from base 224 to 2455 and encodes 743 amino acids. Gene Ontology annotation, cellular component: centriole. Gene Ontology annotation, biological process: centriole replication; regulation of cytokinesis; centrosome duplication.
CAAAAAUUCAGAAAGUAUUCUUAAAAUACGCACGUGUAAUUAAAAUUGGUGUGGGAAAAUCCGCGAUAGACCAAAAUAUAAGCAAAAAUUUCGACACUUCUGUUUCGAUCAACUGAAAAUUUGGCGCACAUUGAACUGAGACGUUUAAAUGUCAUUGCGAGCGGUAAGAACUACCGCUUGAAUUGUCAAUGAGUGAACGCACUCGCCAGUCUGACAUACUGACAUGUGUCAGUUGUCAUGGAAACAACGACCGUACAAGCAACGAGCGCCAGAAGCACUAUGUUCAAUCGAAGUAAUCAAAACAAAGCCGAAUUUAUAUUUUAACGUAUUUUUAUUUUCAUCUAAAACUUUUUACAAAUCGUUGCAUUUAUUUUGUGUGCACGGGAAGAUGUCUCAGGCAGGCGAUUCCUAUGUGUCUGUUUUUAAAAUCGAUGGAAUACCCAUUUUACCACCAGUUAUUGACGACGAUCGUCGCAUCGAGCUGAGUCAUGACAGACAGUUGGCAAUGGAGGUUGAACGUCGACUACGACUGAGACGUGAACAAAAGUUUGAAGUUUCAUCUACUGAGUUGGCAGCAAGUGACAUCGAUGAAACAUUGGUCAAAGGUGUUGUUGAGUGCAGUGUAUCAAACUACGACACUUCAGCAGCGGUUGAUAGUCUACUUGAUGACAAUAUAUCGACGCUCAAAGACGAUAUUGUUGGUAAAAUGAACGAAGCUGUUGAAGCAACGUCAACUAUCGAAACGGCUAACGAAGAGGAGGCCAUGGUUCAAGAGUUGCAAAGCGACCGAAAGUCAUUGAAUAUUGUGCCACUUUCUUUGACCAUUGAUGCAAAUUUGAAUACAUUCAACACGGACAUGAUUUCACCCAGUUUUUCACUGCAUUCGUCACCAUCGUUGGGAGCUUUGGAUGAAAGUCGGAAUCAAUCGCUGUACUUCACGCCGAUGUCGGGUCGCGAAUCAUUUUCACCUCUUCCAAAUGGUCAAUUAUCUGGCGCACGGCUAAUCCGAUCAAAUUCGUACACGAUCGAAAAACCGAGUCCAAUGCUGCUCCAACAUAUGCAAGCAAAUGGUAUAAAUCCUGGCUCAAAUUGUUCACCGCUCAGAAAUCCGAUGUCAUUGAAUGAAUUUCGCAAGAAUCGAAACAACCAGAUGAACACUCCCCGCAAGUUGCUGCAGUCAUUCAAUGCAGUGGAUAGUCCCGAAGUAAAAGAACAAAAAGCGAAAAAUAAUCCAACGAAAACCAGUGCACGGAAAUUGAUGUCACAAAAUUCGAAUGCAUCGCUGAACACGACCGUUGUAUUAUCGACCCAGUAUUCAGUGAAAACCAGUUCACCGAUGGCCAUGAAGACAACAAAGACGACAAAAUCAGCGACCAAACAGAAGCCAACCAAUCAGUCGGGUGUUUUUAAGAAUAGAGAAUCGAUUUUACGCUCAAUUUAUGGAACGGGUAAACCAAGCAAGGUUCAAGUGAGUGCCAAGAAAGACAACAGCACCAGUACAUCGCUGAAUUCGGUCAAAGUGUCACAGAAUAAAACAGUUAACAAGAGCCAGGUCAUCGAAACGGCUUCAACCCGGCCAAUGAAUGGUGCCAAUGAUAACAUAACCCCUCAAAACUACCAAGACAUUUUGGUGAUGAUCGAAAAUCAGCAUGCAAAUCAAAUGAAGGUAUUGCUACAGCGCCAACAGGAAGAGCAGAAACGUAUGCAGGAGGAAUUCUUCCGUCAACAGGAAGAAUUAUUGAAGAAAAUUUCGGAUUUAGUUAUAAAUAGAAAUGAAAAGCAAAUCACACCAAAAGCAACGACAGAAACCCAGCCCGUCGUAGAGGCAAAGAAGUCCAACGAAAAGAUGCUCAUUGAGGAGGUGAACAACGAGGUGCCGGUGGUCUUUGAUACGAAUGGCAAUCGUGUGAAUCGAUUUACGCCGGACAGUUCCAAAUGCAUUCGCCGUUUGUAUUACGAUGAUAAAAAAUUAAUAGCGGAUGACUUGAACAAAUCGUAUCCAUCAAGUUUGUCAACGGUUAGUUCCGAGCCAUUCGAAAUGUACACCAUUGAAGAGGUUCGAGCUGCCAGCAUAAUAACGGCAUACACCCGUGGUUAUCUCACCCGAAGACUGUUCAAAUCAACAAAAGUACAAAAUAUCGUCAAAACCAUUCGUGAUACGCUGCUAUUCAUAUUGGAUUUGCAUUACGAGGGCAAUGAAAACGAAUCACCGGCUGAUAUUGAACUCAAAUCGCAUCUCAUUCAACAGUUGGCAUCAGCGAGUCAAAAUUUGCACAGCAUUUUUGUGAAAAUUCCGAUGGUCGAACGCAUGGAUAUCAUUGCCAAGGAUCGUGAAUGGCAACAAUUCAAAAUGAACAGGUCCAAAUCGUCGGAUAAUAAUAAGAAUCACAUGUUUGUCAAUGGUAAUUCGCACUUGGCACGAUCGCAAAGCGCCCGAUUCGAGAAAAAAUUCUGAUUGAAUACCCACCCCUUUUCGAGACAAAAAUACUACAAAACAACGAAAUACUCGCAAGCAAAUUCAACGAGUGCAUGUUCUAUGUUUAUUUAAUUAUCUGUUAAACAGCUGCCUUAUACCAUAAUUUUUUAGAUAUUAAACUUAUUCUUGUAAUGAUAUAGAAAUUUUUCGAAAAUGUUGUACAAUAAUAAAGAAAAUAGAAAAAAUUAAGAUUGAUAGAAAUUAAAA